This is a messenger RNA of Ceratina calcarata, 4222 nucleotides long. It is a transcript of the gene Tnpo-SR, whose product is annotated as transportin 3. Lineage: Eukaryota; Metazoa; Arthropoda; Insecta; Hymenoptera; Apidae. The record is from RefSeq and is a predicted model, not a curated record. Bases 114 to 2966 code for a protein of 950 amino acids. Gene Ontology annotation, biological process: protein import into nucleus. Gene Ontology annotation, cellular component: cytoplasm. The transcript is spliced from 17 exons.
UGGUUCCGUUGGUUUUGAGGACUGGAUGUAACGCGGUAGAAAACGCGAGUGAUUUGUUGUCAAUAGGAAUUAACUGUAUGGAUAUUACGGGGAAAGUAAAUAUCCUUUGAAGAAUGGAAUCACCGCCUGAUCUGGAAACAGUUUACCAGGCUGUAUAUUCUUUAUAUAAUAAUUCAAAUCCUUCUGGGCCAGGAAAAACAUCCCAAUGGUUGGAUGGAUUACAAAAAUCGGUAUUCGCAUGGAAAAUCGCUGAUGAAAUGCUGCAGCAAAAGCGAGAUGUCGAAUCUUGCUAUUUUGCUGCGCAAACUAUGCGUACAAAAAUCCAACUAUGCUUCCAAGAAUUACCUGCAGAAGCUCACGUUUCCUUGAGAGAUUCCUUAAUGAAUCACAUAUCACAGAUCAGUGAACACACUAACUCAGCUAUCGUUACCCAGUUGUGUCUAGCGCUAGCUGAUUUAGCACUGCAAAUGUCGUCUUGGCAAAAGCCAGUAGUGGAUUUAAUUAAUAGAUUUGGAGGAUUGACCACCAGCUUAUGGCCGUUGCUCGAAGUAAUGACCGUGUUGCCAGAAGAAGUGAAUUCAAGAUCUCUUAGACUAGGGGAUAAUCGCAGGCAACACAUAUUGCUCGAACUUAAAGCGAGUGGAGAUACAGUGACAGAGUUCUUGAAAAUGUGUUUAAAGAACGGUGGUGAUAACGUACAAAUUCGUGUUACGAUCCUUAGAUGUUUUACAAGUUGGAUUGCAGUGGCUGCCAUACCACUCGUUCCCACAAGUGACGUUAUUGUAUAUACUCUUCAGAUACUUGGAAAUCAUAUGACUGGAUCUCAAUUACACGAAGCAGCAGCAGAUUGUAUAUGUGUAAUUUUACAAGUACUGGAGGAAGAUAGCAAUAAAAAUCGGGAUACUAAUAGUGAAUUUCAUAUACAGCUGCAACAGUUGCAGCUAUUUCUUUUUACUAGCGUAAUAAGCUUAGAACAACCGUAUCAUUUAUCAGUUGCACACGAAGAUAUGGACAAAUCGAUAAAUUACUGUCGGAUUUUUACGGAGCUAGCCGAGACAUUCUUAGAAACUAUGGUGAACGGAUGUGCCGGAGGAAAGCAGCAUUACGCGAUUAAGAUCCUCGACCUUGUCUUAGUAUGCGUCGGCCACCACGAUUACGAAGUAGCACUAAUAACAUUUAAUCUGUGGUAUCGUCUGUCAGAAAUUCUCUACCAUCAGAACAGCGAUGAUUUGAACGCAGUGUUCCGACCUCACAUCGAAAGAUUGAUCGGAGCGUUGUGCACGCAUUGUCAAAUGGAGCCGGAUCAUCUGGGCUUGGUAGAGGAAGGAUCCGGAGGAGAGGAAUUCGCAGAUUUCAGAAGUCGCGUCUCAGAUCUGAUCAAGGACGUAGUGUUCGUAGUCGGAAGUAGUCACUGUUUCCGACAAAUGUUUGCAUCUUUGACGGGCGGUCCAGGGCCACAGGGUCAACCUAAUCAUGUGCCCACAUGGGAUUCCACGGAAGCUGCUCUAUUCGUGAUGCAGGCAGUAGCGAAAAAUAUUUUACCAAAAGAAAACGACGUAGUUCCAAAAGUAGUGGAGGCUAUUUUGAAUCUACCGGAAAAUACUCAUAUAGCUGUUCGUCAUACGAGCAUUCUUUUGUUAGGAGAACUCUGCGAAUGGAUAGACAAUCAUCCUCAGUCCUUAGAACCUAUUUUAAACUUCCUUUUGACAUGUUUGAGUCAAAAGGGACUGGGAAGUGCGGCUUGCGGUGCAUUAUUGAGUAUAUGUACUGCCUGCCCAUCGCACAUGGCUUCUCACUUUCCAGGACUGUUACAAAUAGCACGUUCUCUCGAUAGCUUCGCUAUCAGUAACGAUGCCGCUAUCGGUUUACUCAAAGGUGUUGCAAUAAUUAUGUCGAGUCUGCCGCGGGAAGAACUUACGCAGGCUAUGAAGGAACUGUGCUGGUUCCAAGCGAGACCGUUGUGCGAAAUAAUGGAACACAGGAUUCCCGUCGAAGGAGGAACGAAAACUGACCCUGUGAUAUGGCUAGAUAGAUUAGCCGCUAUAUUUAGGCAUACAAAUCCUCCGAUGGAAGAUCGCUUUGAACCUCAUCCUUGUCAAAGUGCUAUUACCGAAAUGUGGCCGAUAUUAUCAAACGUGUGCACAACGUAUCAACACGACGCAAAGCUGAUGGAAAGAUGCUGCCGCUGUUUAAGAUUUGCUGUUCGUUGCGCUGGAAAACAUUCCGCCCAUCUUCUCGAGCCACUCGUGAAACAGAUCGUGCAAUUAUAUGCUGCUCAUCAACAUAGCUGUUUUUUAUAUCUCGGUUCGAUAUUGGUUGACGAGUACGCCAUAGACUCGGAGUGCGUUCCUGGUUUACUGAAAAUGCUCGAGGCAUUUAUCGGACCUACUUUUAAUAUCCUCCAACAACCGGACGGACUGAAGAAUCAUCCCGACACAGUGGACGAUCUUUUCAGAUUAUGUGCUAGGUUCCUCCAAAGAGCACCGAUCGCGUUUCUCUGCUCCGUCGUAAUAGAAAGUAUAAUCGACUGUGCCCUGACGGCUUGCAGUUUAGAUCAUAGAGACGCGAACGUUUCCGUAAUGAAAUUCUUUUACGACCUCCUGCAUUGCGGUCGUAACUACGAGAAUCGGACGGACUACACAAUACGACGGGAAUUGGUGCAUCGUAUAUUAAAAGAAAAAGGACAAACGUUGGUCACAAGGCUACUUCACGCAUCCGUGUUCUCCUUAUCGUCUUACAUGUUAUCUGACGUGGCGGAUGUUUUCGUCGAACUUUCUUUAACCGACAGAGAACUUUUAUCCAAGUGGUUGGAAGAAGCUAUUAAGACUAUGCCGGCUAAGAACGCAGGUGGAACGCUGACGGCGCAGCCCGAACAACUGUUCGAGUUCCACAGCACAGUGACAAGAGGGGAGACGGCGAAGUCCGUGAACCAGGCGUUACGCAAUUUCGCGCGGCUGUAUCGUUGAUGCAUUUCGACGGAAAAAUUAUCGGGGAUCACUAACGUCAAAAUUACGAGCAGCAAAGAUCUUCCAAAGUCCUUCAUACGAUCGAUACAUUCGAAGGUGUCAAAGGUACAAGAUUAUUUCUGGAAUGGUGAGUUUACGAUGUAUAAAUGUACUGACAGAGGUUUUAAAUAUUUUCUACUUGUUUACUAUCUACACAUUCCUUCGCCAAAGUAUGUAAAAAAACGAUGAUGGACACAAUUUUCUUUUUGUGCAUGAGCACGCUGUAUCUAAGUAACUUGUUUUGAAAGUCGAACAGAUAAACGUACCGAACAUGGAAGUCUAAACACCGCUCACCUUUCAGUUAUUUAUGUUGUUCUUUAGUGUAGUUUUUAUUGCAUUUGUCUCGAGAUCUUUAAACAUACGUUAGCUGAGAGGAGGAUUACCUAUUUCAUAGGUAUGUAUCUAGUCAAUCUGAAGUAAUACUAUGCAUACUUUGUAGAUAGAGUGACAGGUAGUAAACAUUUAAAAAUCAAAGCGAUUAUAUAUUUUCCUGUUUCCCAUAUCUGACUUACACUGUUAUCAUUAAAAUCGUUUGAGAACAAAACUGGAUGCGCGCACCGUCGCGCGUUGGAAUGUAUCAAGUUUUACAAUAUCACAUUACAUCUUUUUAACGUUUUAACAGACCCAUUGUAUCAGUUACGAAUUCUUUUUAGUCUUUUAAAUUACUAAUAUGGAGAUUAGAAACAAUAAAUCAAGUGUACAAUUAUUUAAGCGUAGACAAGCGCGGUGCAUACGAUACAAAAUUAAUGUGCGUAUCAUCGUCUUACAUAGAAAACUUAUUUAAGUUGCUACAUUUUUCACAUGUUAUAACAAUGCAUUAAUUUACUUCCACACAUACACACUUGAAUCAUGUUUAUGCGAUAUGUUAUGUGAUACAAUUGGGAACGUGUUACCCGUUCUGAUUCAAUGAAUAUACAUUUGAAAGUAACGUGUUCAAUAAUUCUAAAUAAUUAACUCGAAAAUUUAUGUCUCGAAUCAACAUAUAAUGGUACAAGAACGCACCGAUACGAGAACGCGAAGCAUCAAGUUAUAUACAUACACUACAAUUGCCCAUUUUACACGACGGUUAAGCUGUACAAAUAACUAACAUAAGGUAAUCAUCUUCCUAUAAAUUGUUAAUGUACAGAUUAAAUAUUAAUGAAGAUAAGCACUGAUAUCGAUAAGGAAACCGAUUUUAAUGUAAGAUUGAAAGUGAUUAAACUUUAAGAAUAUUUUAA